Molecule: messenger RNA, 602 nt
Organism: Coregonus clupeaformis (lake whitefish)
Lineage: Eukaryota; Metazoa; Chordata; Actinopteri; Salmoniformes; Salmonidae
Product: threonylcarbamoyladenosine tRNA methylthiotransferase
Exons: 5
Coding region: 27-524 (165 amino acids)
Biological process (GO): tRNA methylthiolation
Cellular component (GO): endoplasmic reticulum
Molecular function (GO): tRNA (N(6)-L-threonylcarbamoyladenosine(37)-C(2))-methylthiotransferase activity
Source: RefSeq, a predicted model, not a curated record
CCCGGCCUGGCACCCCCGCCGCCAAGAUGGACCAGGUCCCCGCCCAAGUGAAAAAACAACGAACAAAAGAGCUGUCAGCGCUGUUCCACUCCUAUAACCCCUACCACCACAAGAUUGGGGAGACCCAGCAGGUGCUUGUGACCGAAGAGUCCUUUGACUCCCAGUACUAUGUGGCUCACAACAAGUAUUACGAGCAGGUGCUGGUGCCCAAAAGGUCAGAGUUCAAGGGGAAGAUGAUUGAGGUGGAGAUCUUCGAGGCAGGGAAACACUUCCUGAAGGGAAGACCGCUGGACGGUUGUAAAGUGUUCACUCCCUCCAUCGCCGAGCCGCUGCAGAAGGGAGAGGUGUCUGGGCUAACUCCGGAGCCGCUGUCCCUCCAGCAGAAUGGAUCCAUAUCCUCCUCGGGCGUACUGACUGCGUCCUGGAGCCCCUGGAGCCGGGACAGAGAGGGGCUGAAGCUGCUGUCGAUCAGCCUGGCUGUGGUGGCUAUCGUAGUGGUCUUCAUGUGGGAGAAACUCCACUGAGACCUGGGCCUGUAUUCAUAAAGCGUCUCGGAGUAGUAGUGCUAAUCUAGGAUCAGGUCCCCCCCUGUCCAAUCAUCC